CAACGGUGGUGAAUCUCGCAAACACGUCACUGGACCCACCCUCUCAGAUCAAACCUACCACUCUUUUCACUUUCCACUUUCCGACUCAACUCACUCAGAUCCCAUUCUCCGAUCAAACUCCCACCGGCGACCAUGCUUCCGCCGGAGCUCCAAUCUCGCUCCUACCGUCCGUACAUCUCUCCGUCCAUGAGCGCCCCCACCUUCCCCACCACCUUCAACAACGGCUACAGUACCGAACCAAACCCUAACCCUAGCUCCACUAAUAGCAGCAGUAAUAAUAAUAAUAACAACCGCAGAUCGCUAAAAAACUCUCGGUUCUCUCCGUCAUCGUUCGUUCACAACGCUAGGAUCGCCAUCGCACUGGUGCCAUGCGCUGCGUUUCUCCUCGAUCUCGGCGGCACUCCAGUUGUAACCGUCUUGACGUUAGGGCUUAUGAUCGCUUACAUUCUCGACUCGUUGAACUUCAAGUCCGGUUCGUUUUUCGCGGUGUGGUUUUCGCUAAUUUCUGCACAGAUUGCGUUCUUCUUUAGUUCGUCUCUGUUUGUGACGUUUAAUUCGGUGAUUUUAGGUUUACUUGCUUGUUUUGUAUGUGCUUUGGCUAAUUUUUUGAUCGGUGUUUGGGCGUCUCUUCAGUUUAAGUGGAUUCAGAUUGAGUAUCCGACUAUUGUUCUUGCUCUUGAACGGAUUUUGUUUGCGUGUAUUCCGUUUAUCGGUUCGGUGCUGUUUAGUUGGGCGACUGUUUCUGCUGUUGGUAUGGUGAAUGCUGCUUAUUAUCAUAUGGUGUUUAAUUGUGUUUUCUAUUGGUUGUAUUCUAUACCGAGGGUUUCGUCGUUUAAGUUGAAGCAGGAAGUUAGUUAUCACGGUGGAGAGGUGCCCGAUGAUAAUUUGAUUCUUGGUCAGUUGGAGAGUUGUUUGCACACGUUGAACUUGUUGUUCUUUCCGUUGAUGUUUCACGUUGCGUCUCAUUAUUCGAUUGUGUUUUCUUCUGCGUCUGCCGUUUGUGACUUGUUUUUGCUUUUUUUCAUUCCGUUUUUCUUUCAAUUGUAUGCGUCUACCAGAGGGGCUUUGUGGUGGGUUACUAAGAUUGAGCAUCAGUUGCGGAGUAUUAGAAUAGUGAACGGUGCUGUUGCUUUGGUCGUUGUUGUUAUUUGCUUGGAGGUUAGGGUUGUGUUCCAUUCGUUUGCUCGGUACAUUCAGGUUCCUUGGCCGUUGAAUUAUGUUCUGGUCACUGUUACGAUGCUGGGAGGGGCUGCGGGUGCUGGUGCGUAUGAAAUGGGCAUGAUUGCUGAUGCUUCUAGUUCGUUGGCUUUCACUGGUUUGGCGGUUUUUGUGAGUGCUGCUGGAGCAGUCGUUGUGGGAUUUCCUGUGUUGUUCAUACCACUCCCUGCAGUAGCCGGAUUCUAUCUAGCUCGUUUUUUCACAAAGAAAAACCUGUCGUCGUAUUUUGCAUUCGUUGUGCUUGGGAGCUUAAUGGUGACAUGGUUUGUAUAUCACAAUUUCUGGGAUCUCAACAUAUGGCUAGCAGGCAUGUCAUUAAGAUCCUUCUGUAAGCUUAUCGUUGCUGAUGUCAUCUUAGCAAUGGCCGUUCCUGGUCUAGCUCUUCUUCCGCAAAAGCUUCAUUACUUGACAGAAGUUGGUUUAAUCGGUCACGCCUUACUUCUGUGCUACAUCGAGAACCGUUUUUAUACGUACUCUGGCAUUUAUUACUAUAGCUUUGAUGACGAGGUCAUGUACCCUAGCUACAUGGUUAUUCUAACGACUUUUGUGGGAUUGGCUCUUGUGAGAAGACUUUCGGUUGACCACCGUGUUGGACCAAAAGCUGUUUGGGUGCUAACUUGCUUGUAUUCAUCGAAGCUGUCGUUGUUGUUUAUGACAUCAAAAGCUGGUUUAUGGGCAUCAGCCAUUCUUUUAUUGGCCGUUUCUCCUCCGUUGCUUUUGUACAAGGAUCGUUCAAGAACAGCAUCAAAGAUGAAACCGUGGCAAGGAUAUUCACAUGCUGCGGUUUUCGCUUUGUCGGUCUGGUUUUGCCGUGAGACAAUCUUUGAAGCGUUGCAGUGGUGGAACGGAAGAUCGCCAUCUGGAGGGUUACUUUUGGGAUUUUGUAUACUUUUGACAGGAUUGGCUUGCGUUCCCAUUGUUGCUCUACACUUUUCUCACGUCAUGUCUGCUAAGAGAGGUUUGGUACUAGUUAUAGCAACGGGUCUCCUUUUUAUAGUCAUGCAACCACCACUACCAUCUUCAUGGACAUACCAUUCUGAAUUAAUCAAAGCCGCUCGUCAAUCAUCUGACGACAUCUCAAUAUACGGUUUCAUUACAUCAAAGCCUACAUGGCCAUCAUGGCUGCUGAUCUCAGCAAUUCUCCUCUCACUUUCAGCAUUCACCUCCGUUAUUCCCAUCAAAUACAUAGUCGAGUUAAGAAUGAUCUUCUCAAUCGCAAUGGGAAUCGCGCUUGGUGUUUAUAUAUCCGCUGAAUAUUUCCUUCAAGCAACGGUUUUACACAUUCUUAUAAUCACAACCAUGGUUUGCACCUCUGUGUUUGUGGUCUUCACACAUCUUCCGUCAGCUUCGAGCACUAAGGUCCUACCAUGGGUGUUUGCGUUACUAGUGGCGUUAUUCCCGGUUACGUAUUUGUUAGAGGGUCAAGUCAGGGUUCAAACUAUUUUAGCGGAAAGUGGGAUCGAUACGAUGAGUGAGGAAGAUAGUAAGUUGACCGCUUUGCUGGCUGUUGAGGGUGCACGAACUUCUCUUUUAGGGUUGUACGCUGCUAUCUUUAUGCUUAUUGCACUCGAGAUUAAGUUUGAGUUGGCAUCGCUCAUGCGGGAAAAAGUCAACGAGAGGGGCGGUGGUCUUAAACACAGUCAAUCCGGUCAAAGUAGCAACUCGCUUGCUACUUUCCCGCCUAAAAUGAGAUUCAUGCAGCAACGUCGGGUGUCUACCGUACCCGCUUUUACAAUCAAACGAAUGGCCGCUGAGGGCGCAUGGAUGCCAGCUGUCGGAAACGUGGCAACCGUCAUGUGCUUUGCCAUCUGUCUUAUAUUAAAUGUAAAUCUAACCGGUGGAUCAAACCGUGCGAUAUUCUUCUUGGCGCCUAUACUCUUGCUGCUUAAUCAAGAUUCGGAUUUUGUAGCAGGAUUUGGGGACAAACAGAGGUAUUUCCCGGUUACGGUUGUAAUAUCUGGUUAUAUGGUUAUAACUUCGUUUUACAGCAUAUGGGAAGAGAUAUGGCAAGGAAAUGUUGGUUGGGGAAUGCAAAUUGGCGGGGCCGAUUGGUUUUUUGCGGUUAAAAAUUUGGCGCUACUGAUUUUGACGUUCCCAAGUCAUAUUAUGUUUAAUCAGUUUGUGUGGAGCUACAGAAAGAGAAACGACUCGAUGCCGUUGCUUACGAUACCUCUUAACUUAGCUUCGUCGAUAAUCACGGAUGUUGUGAAGAUAAGGAUAUUGGGGCUGCUAGGGAUUAUAUAUUCCUUGACCCAGUAUUUAAUAUCCAGACAACAAUAUAUGUCAGGAUUGAAGUAUAUUUAGGGUUUAGAGAAAAGAAACACAAAUGUAGAGAAACAUUUGUACAAUUAAUGUUUUUUGAUAAUUUCGGAUUCAGGCCAGUAAAGUAAUGUUUUGUCACAUGUAGUACAUUUCAAUUUGCAGAGCGUUAAAAAAGAA
Molecule: messenger RNA, 3657 nt
Organism: Helianthus annuus (common sunflower)
Lineage: Eukaryota; Viridiplantae; Streptophyta; Magnoliopsida; Asterales; Asteraceae
Exons: 4
Coding region: 133-3522 (1129 amino acids)
Source: RefSeq, a predicted model, not a curated record